This is a messenger RNA of Epinephelus moara (kelp grouper), 1858 nucleotides long. RefSeq names its product gasdermin Eb (gene gsdmeb). Gene Ontology annotation, biological process: programmed cell death. The record is from RefSeq and is a predicted model, not a curated record. Gene Ontology annotation, cellular component: cytoplasm. The transcript has 10 exons. The coding region runs from base 166 to 1566 and encodes 466 amino acids. NCBI's taxonomy places the organism in Eukaryota, Metazoa, Chordata, Actinopteri, Perciformes, Serranidae.
AGGCGGAGCGUCUGCACGUCUUUUGUCCACACAGCAUGCAAGCUUCACUUCACUCGUGAGGCUGUCAUGUGGAAACGCUGUGUUCUCUGAAAGUCUGAAAGCCGCAAGCACAGUUUCAUCGCUGACACAAGGACUGUGGCCUAACAGGAUUCAUCCAGCUGGGAGAUGUUUGCCACAGCCACCAGAAACUUUGUGGAUGAGGUGGACCGUGGAGGUUUGCUGAUCCCAGUGUCCAGCCUGAAUGACACUAUAGCUCUUCUGACAGUGGUGGUGAAGCGCAAGCGUUUCUGGGUUUGGCAGAAGCCCAAGUAUGUUCCCACUGAUUUUAACCUCAACGAUCUACUAACAGGAGACACACCUAUAAAGCCAGGUGUCAUAGAGACAGACUUUAUCAAAUACAAUGGGACAUAUGGUGACAAGAUCCAAGGGACUGUGGCCUCGCAGUUUGUCCACUCCAGUGUGAGCCUGGAGGGUAAAGAUUCCUCCAAACUCCAGUUAUCAUUUGACAGUCUGAAGAAAGAGGAAGUGGAUGUGCAGAAGCUGCUGCUAGACUCCAAAGACCGGGUCCUGGAUAUGUCCCAUUGUCUGGUCCAGCAGACGAAGCAGAAGCACAGACGGGUGUUUGGCAUCGUGAAGGAGCGUAUUGUGACUGCUCAGCCCUGUUCGGUCAUCGAGGAGGUGCAGAAGGGAGGAGAGUGUGGAGGAGGACUGAGCCUCUGCGGGCCUAAGAGUCCAAAGGUUGCAUUGAAGGAGAAUGGGAGCUUGAGUAAAGACAGUAACAUCAACAUGGAGAUUCCUGUCCAUACUACCAUUGCCUAUGCCCUUUUAGAGCUAGAGAUCAAACAAGAUGGACGCUACGAGCUGUGUCUGUUGUCAGACACCGAUGGAGGUUUUGAGGUAGAUGGCCCAAAGGAAGGACUGUUUGGUGUCAUCGGAGCCCCCGCCUCUGAAAAUGACCACCUUCGACAAGAGCUGGAGCAAUUGAGUGAUCAUUUCCAGCUGCUUUCAGCUCUCCCUGCCACCACAAGGUCCUCUCUGCUCCAGCAAAUCACAAAUGUGAUGAAGGACAGAGGGGCCGUCAGUUCACUUCAGCAUGUGCUGGACCAGAUGCGCCUGGAUAAGAUACCUUCCCUGAGUGAUGUCACAGCAACAGACUCCCAAAAACAGAACAUCCAAGCAAUUCUGGACCUUUUGGAGGAGUCUGGUCAAGAGAAGUCCAAACCUCUCCUCACAGCUCUUCACCUCAUCAUCAGUGCCAUGGAUGAGAUGAAAAAUGAUUGUCUUGCUGUCUUGGGAAUGUGCUGCCGCCUCACAGUGUUACCGGCUCUUGAGCUACUGGUGCAGUGCGUAACGGGCAAGGGGGAGUUACCUCGGGGCAGCGCAGGCCUGGCUGCACUGACAGAAGACGUCUAUGAAAAGACUGAACAUCUGUUUGCUUCCUCUAAUGUGUCUCUGACGAGAGAUGGGGACACUGUGAAGACAUACAUAAACCACGUGCCAGGAAACCUCGCUCUGGUCCUGUGUAUCGCUGUCAGAGGCCUCGCCUCAUUGGCCCACAGUGAUUGAACUAGAGACACCUUUAUAUCCACCAGAAACUUGAUACACUCCACUGGAAUGAGGUAAAGGGGAUCACGUAGAUCGUUUUAUUUAUUGUUAUUUUCUCUUUAUGGUGCAGUAGAAUGUCCUCUAAAACAGACAUUUUACUGCAGGGUGCUGUUGUAUAAAUAUAACUGUGAUAAAACAGUCAGUCAAUGCUUUAAGUCAAUCUUAAAAAAAAUCUGACAAUCAAUUGGUCAUAGAUUUUGGACUGUAUGACAUCACCUCAGGUUCUUGCAAAGUGUGAGGGGCCUUUUUUUUU